Messenger RNA from Balearica regulorum gibbericeps (East African grey crowned-crane), 1529 nucleotides. Lineage: Eukaryota; Metazoa; Chordata; Aves; Gruiformes; Gruidae. The record is from RefSeq and is a predicted model, not a curated record.
AUCCUUUUCCAGUUGACACGAUCCACGAAAAUUACGUCCGUAAUGUGAGAAACUGCAUUUUUUCAAUUGUCUAUCCUACACCUUUUAAAUCUAGAGUUCGUCUUGUAGCUGUUUCAAAGGAAGUUCUUGAAAAUAUUUUGGAUCUUGAUAUAUCUGUCAAAGGAACAUCUGACUUUCUUCAGUUCGUCAGUGGUGGGAAAGUGAUGGUUGGGUCUGUUCCAUUGGCCCAUAGGUAUGGGGGUCAUCAGUUUGGUAGCUGGGCAGGUCAGCUGGGUGAUGGAAGAGCUCACUUGAUCGGAGUAUAUACAAACAGGCAUGGUGAGAAGUGGGAACUACAGUUAAAGGGGUCAGGAAAGACCCCAUACUCCAGGAAUGGCGAUGGAAGGGCUGUGCUUCGCUCUUCUGUGCGAGAAUUUUUGUGUAGUGAGGCCAUGCACUAUCUUGGAAUUCCUACAAGCAGAGCUGCUAGCUUAAUUGUAAGUGAUGAUGAUGUGUGGAGAGACCAGUUUUACAAUGGAAAUAUUAAGAAAGAAAGAGGUGCAAUAGUGCUACGUCUUGCCAAAUCGUGGUUUCGUAUAGGAUCCUUAGAAAUCUUAGCUCAUUCUGGGGAACUGGACUUACAAAGAAGAUUGCUUGACUUUAUCAUCCAGGAACAUUUUCCAUCAGUAGCCCUGAAUGAUUCAAAUAGAUAUCUGGAUUUUUUCUCUACAGUCGUAUCAGAGACAGCAAAUUUGAUUGCAUUGUGGAUGUCUGUGGGGUUUGCACAUGGUGUGUGCAAUACAGAUAACUUCAGUUUAUUAUCCAUAACAAUAGAUUAUGGUCCAUUUGGAUUUAUGGACUCCUAUGACCCAAAUUUUGUUCCAAACACAUCUGAUGAUGAAGGGAGGUAUAAAAUAGGAAACCAGGCAAAUGUUGGGCUGUUUAAUCUGAGCAAGCUGUUACAAGCUCUAAAACCUUUAUUGGAUCCCAGGCAAAAGCAGCUAGCUUCCCAGAUUUUGGAGGGGUAUGGUGAGCGCUAUUACAUGCGUUUCACAGAACUAUUCAAAACAAAAUUGGGUCUUCUUGGGGAGAAUGAGGAUGAUAACUAUUUGAUUGCUUUCCUCCUAAAACUUAUGGAAGAUACAAAGGCUGAUUUUACAAUGACAUUUCGACAGCUCAGUGAAAUUACUGCAGACCAGUUAAAGGAACUCCAUAUUCCUGAGGAGUUCUGGGCUCUCCAGGAUCUGGGUAAACACAAGUUAUUUUCAAAAUGGAUUGCUAUGUACCUCUUGAGAUUAAAUCAUAAUGAGGGUGAUUCAGACACGCGGAGAAGAACAAGAAUGACAACUGUUAAUCCUAGAUACAUACUUAGGAAUUGGAUGGCAGAAUCAGCAGUGCAAAAAGCUAAUUUUAAUGAUUUCUCGGAGGUUCAUCUCCUGCAGCAGAUUUUACAACAUCCCUUCCAGAGACAGCAGGCUGCAGAGAAAGCAGGCUACUCCCUGCGUCCCCCAGCUUGGUCCAAGGAUCUUAAAGUAAGCUGCUCAUCCUGA